Messenger RNA from Cebus imitator (Panamanian white-faced capuchin), 4312 nucleotides. RefSeq names its product acid sensing ion channel subunit 1 (gene ASIC1). Gene Ontology annotation, biological process: sodium ion transmembrane transport. Bases 754 to 2343 code for a protein of 529 amino acids. The transcript has 12 exons. Lineage: Eukaryota; Metazoa; Chordata; Mammalia; Primates; Cebidae. Gene Ontology annotation, cellular component: membrane. The record is from RefSeq and is a predicted model, not a curated record.
UCUCUCUCCAUAUGGGCCAAGUGCUUGAAUUAGUCAAGUGUGACUCGGAGCGCGUGUGUCUGUGUACGCGCGUGUGUGCCACCAGAGGAAGCAGCAGCAAGAGGCAGGAGCAUCGAUCCGAAGGAGACAGCGCGGGGAGGGGGACGCUAGGGACAGACACCCUCCCUCCUGCGCGCACACGCGCGCGCGCGCACACACACCACACACAGAGGCACACACACAAGCCGUAAGGCCUCGCAGGCAGGGAGACGGCUCCGGGACCGGAGAGAGGCAGCGCCGCCGAGAGCGGCCGCGCAGAGGGGCGAGUCGGCGCAGGGAGCCCUGGGUCCCGCUCUCUGGUCCGGGGCCCCACGCGCACACCGGCCCGGAGACAGCCUCGCAGACACUCGUAGACGCGCACGCGCACCCUCUCCCCUCCCCCUCCCCUCCCGCCUCCUCCCGGCCGGACGAUGGAUCCCUGCAGAUCCCAGGGCUGAGAGCACAGCGCACCGCGCCGAGCCCGGGCGGACCAAGCCGAGGCGAGCGAGCGAGCGAGCCAGCGCGCGCAGGCGGACUGACAGAUCCGAGCCGAGCCGGGCCGGGCGGGCCGCUCCCUGCAGGGCUCUCCGCGGCGUGCCGCGGCGGCCGCGGGCUCCGGCCCCGGGCCAUGAGCCCCUCCGCGACUCGGCGCUGAGCCCGUGAUUGGCCUCGCGCCCCAGGACCCGCCACCGGCUGCCGGCUUCCUGAAGCCCCCUCAGGAUCCCCUGGACAAGGAUGGAACUGAAGGCCGAGGAGGAGGAGGUGGGUGGCGUCCAGCCGGUGAGCAUCCAGGCCUUCGCCAGCAGCUCCACGCUGCACGGCCUGGCCCACAUCUUCUCCUACGAGCGGCUGUCUCUGAAGCGGGCACUGUGGGCCCUGUGCUUCCUGGGCUCGCUGGCUGUGCUGCUGUGUGUGUGCACGGAGCGUGUGCAGUACUACUUCCACUACCACCACGUCACCAAGCUCGACGAGGUGGCUGCCUCUCAGCUCACCUUCCCUGCUGUCACGCUGUGCAACCUCAACGAGUUCCGCUUUAGCCAAGUCUCUAAGAAUGACCUGUAUCAUGCCGGGGAGCUGCUGGCUCUGCUCAACAACAGGUAUGAGAUACCAGACACACAGAUGGCAGAUGAAAAGCAGCUGGAGAUAUUGCAGGACAAAGCCAACUUCCGCAGCUUCAAACCCAAACCCUUCAACAUGCGUGAGUUCUACGACCGAGCUGGACACGACAUUCGAGACAUGCUGCUCUCCUGCCACUUCCGGGGGGAGGUCUGUAGCGCUGAAGACUUCAAGGUGGUCUUCACACGGUAUGGAAAGUGCUACACGUUCAACUCAGGCCGAGAUGGGCGGCCGCGGCUGAAGACCAUGAAGGGUGGGACAGGCAAUGGGCUGGAAAUCAUGCUGGACAUCCAGCAGGACGAGUACCUGCCUGUGUGGGGGGAGACCGACGAGACGUCCUUCGAAGCAGGCAUCAAAGUGCAGAUCCAUAGUCAGGAUGAACCUCCUUUCAUCGACCAGCUGGGCUUUGGCGUGGCCCCAGGCUUCCAGACCUUUGUGGCCUGCCAGGAGCAGCGGCAGCUCAUCUACCUGCCCCCGCCCUGGGGCACCUGCAAAGCUGUUACCAUGGACUCGGAUUUGGAUUUCUUCGACUCCUACAGCAUCACCGCCUGCCGCAUCGACUGUGAGACCCGCUACCUGGUGGAGAACUGCAACUGCCGCAUGGUGCACAUGCCAGGGGAUGCCCCAUACUGUACUCCAGAGCAGUACAAGGAGUGUGCAGAUCCUGCUCUGGACUUCCUGGUGGAGAAGGACCAGGAGUACUGCGUGUGUGAAAUGCCUUGCAACCUGACCCGCUAUGGCAAGGAGCUGUCCAUGGUCAAGAUCCCCAGCAAAGCCUCAGCCAAGUACCUGGCCAAGAAGUUCAACAAGUCUGAGCAAUACAUAGGGGAGAACAUCCUGGUGCUGGACAUUUUCUUUGAAGUCCUCAACUAUGAGACCAUUGAACAGAAGAAGGCCUAUGAGAUUGCAGGGCUCCUGGGUGACAUCGGGGGCCAGAUGGGGCUGUUCAUCGGGGCCAGCAUCCUCACGGUGCUGGAGCUCUUUGACUACGCCUACGAGGUCAUUAAGCACAAGCUGUGCCGACGAGGAAAGUGCCAGAAGGAGGCCAAAAGGAGCAGCGCAGACAAGGGCGUGGCCCUCAGCCUGGACGACGUCAAAAGACACAACCCAUGCGAGAGCCUCCGGGGCCACCCUGCCGGGAUGACAUACGCUGCCAACAUCCUACCUCACCAUCCGGCGCGAGGCACGUUCGAGGACUUUACCUGCUGAGCCCCGCAGGCCGCUGAACCAAAGGCCUAGAUGGGGAGGACUAGGAGAGGGAGGGGGCCCCCAGCUGCCCCCACAUCUGCCCUGGGGACUCCCCACACUCCGGGGCAGAUCUUUCCUCUUGUCUGUGGUGAGGAAGGAGUCUUGACCAUAGAGUCCUCUCCCUGCCUCUAUCCCAUUCUUUUUACAUUCAACAAAACUAAUCUAAAAAAAAAACUAAAAAGGGAGAAUGGGGCAAGGGACCUCAGGCUGCCCCUCUCUCCUCCAUGCUGCCUCCCCUAGCUCCCAGCCUGAAUUCUGUCUGUCUGGCUGUCAUCUGAGUGUCCACCUACAUUCUGCUGCCACCAGUCACCAAAGCCUCCUCCCCGUGAGGGGUGGAAGGGAUCCCUGGGGCCUGGAAUUUGGCCCCAAACCAGAGAAUGUACCUUAAGAGGGAGGGCUAGUGUGGGGGAGGGCGGCUUCCCCAGCCUUAAGAGACCCUCUCAGCCCAGUGACUGUCCCCAGACCCAAGUCUCCUGGCAGGAACUAAAACCUCAGCCCCACUCUCUCACACCAUGUGGAAUCUCAUGGGGGUCGGGGAUCCCCUGAAGAAGUAGAAACGGGGACAAGAUGUGGCCCUGGUGCUGUAGGCUACAUCCUGAUACCUAUAAGUACCCCCCCCCACCCCACAGCUGCUGGAGAGAAAUCCCAAGAGGCAGCCCUCCCUCACCAUCCCAUAAAAGACCUGGCUGGUUAGCGUCCAGCUCAGGGAGAAGGGCGCUGGUGCCCAACCUCACUGGUCCCUCUCCCGGAGGCCCUUGUAGAGGGCCACGUCCAUAAAUUUUCUUAUGGAACUCUCCCACAUCCUCUUCCCCAACUUCAUUUGCUUCUCUCAACAACCUCAUCUGCAUUUUCUAUUUCUAUAUGAUACAGACUCUAUAUUGCUAUAUCCCUGUAUAUACUUUCCCCAGCCCUGUCUGUCUUCACCCCAUCCCCUCUUGUCUCUGAGAACCAUUCUCCCUCCCCAACUUCCAACCUUCUGUGUUUCUGCCCCCUUUCUGGUCUCUGAAUGCCUUCGCCUGUAUAAAGAGUUGGACUCUCUCCCCUGGUGUCUGUACUGUGUACACACAUCCCUCUGAGAAGCACAAGGAGAUGACACGCGCAUUGUAACCUUUGCACUGUCUCAGUGGCGACAAAGGAAGCUGUGAAUCACAAGCUCUGCCUCUUUCUGGCCUCACCUUCUUCCCAAACCUGGGCACCCUCGGCUCUCCCUGCAGCCUUAACAUUCCCUUCCCCUGCUCCUUCUAUCCCGUUGCCCUUUGCCCAGCUGACCGUGGCAUCCCCAGGGAAGGGGUUGCUGUAGAAAUAGCCUCUACCCAGGGGAUGGAGUUCUGCUGUGAACACUAAGCCGAGCGUUCAGAGAUGGAAGGGAGCUGGGGACGGGCGACUCCUGAAGCUGGGGCAAUGGGAUGCUGACAGGGAGAAGCUGAGGUCCUCAGUCAGUGGCCUUUCCUCCUUCUGGGUGCCCAGCCACCUCUUCUCAACUGAUACCCAAGCCCACCACUUUUAUUUUCUGGCAAGGUGGGUUUGGGAGGAAAGAGAGGCCUAGAGGAGGAGUUGAAAGCUCUGCUGUUCUGUCCCUCCCUAUCUUAAUGAGAGACAAGUGAGGUGGAGGCCCACCCCCGCUCCCUCCACCAGACACUCCUCCCAGGCCUGAGCCCCAACCCCUCUCCAGGCCUUCUUUCCCCAGAUGUGUCUUGGUCUCCAAUCCCAGAUCAGGACCUGUGGGCAGGUCACCUGUGCAUUGACCUGGGGCUGGAGAGUAAGGCUAUCGGAUCUUUGGAAACUCUUGGUUCCUAGGAGUUUUUCAGAGAUCAUACCUCCCCAGAGGGAAGCAGGAAUGAGGCCAAAAAGUGUGCACUGGAUAGGGGAACAGCAGGCAGGGCUCCGGGUGACGCAUGCCUCUGGUCUAAUAAACUGGGUUUCAACCAUC